AUGUACGUUGUUUUUUGGUCGUGGCUGUUGUACAGCUGCAUCAAGGACUCUGAACGGGGUUCCUUUCUUCGUCGAGACUUGGUGCAGUGCCGUGAUCUGAAGGGCUGUGUGAAGAUCACGAAAGUUUGUGACGGCAAGAGAGACUGUUCGGACGGCUCGGACGAGAUCAGAUGUGACGAAUUCUGCUCCCUGCACGGUUCUUUCGGUGACACUGCCUUCUGGAAGUGCCGUGAUUCCCCUGGGUGCGUCAAAGGAGAGUUUCUGUGUGACGGUAUUCCCGACUGUGACGACGGCUCGGACGAAGACAACUGUGAUGACCUGUGUGAGUCCAUUGGGUACUGGUCCUGUAGAACCUCCCUUCCUCCUUUCCCCAAGUGUAUCAGUGGGCAGCAGAGAUGUGACGGCUUGGCGGACUGCAGGGACUACUCGGACGAGAUGGGCUGUGGGUACUGUGGGUAUUAUUGGAUACCUCUCUUUGAUAUCGCUCCGUUCACCUCCCGACAAGCUAUUGACAAAAUAGCUGUGGAGCAUGUUGGAUGCAUUGACGUAGAUGAUGUCUGUGACGGAGGAAUAAACUUCUUUCAUCAUGCUGGCAUUCACGACGAAACUGACUGUACCCAAGGACUGCCUCAUCCGUGCUUCCGCCCUUUCGGGUGGAAAUGCCCCGGAGAGAACACCUGUCUGCUCGAGGAAAAUGUUUGUGAUACCGUGUUUGAAUGCUUCAAUGAAGAGGAUGAAAAAAAUUGUGAUGCGCACUGCGAGUCGAUCGGCGGAUGGCGGUGUCAGUGCGAACAGCUGACACAGUGCUACGUACCCGAGGACAUUUGCGAUGGUGUGCACAGGUGCCAAAUGUACACCACAAGAACUCACGACGUCACGGAGCAAUACACAUGUAUUGAUGACGAAAUAAACUGCGAACAGCGGUGCGAGACUGCCGGCGGCCUGUACUGCCCACUUUCCGGGGAGUGUGUGGAACUGGACCGUGUUUGCGACGGGGUUGCAGACUGUACAUCCUGGAUUUUCUCAACAUACACGCCCCCACAUGACGAGAUAGGCUGUGGUAGCUGCACUGUGGUGUGGGAAACCAUGGGGGUGUAUGUUGAAGACGCAUUAGUGGACUAUAACUACCCGUACGCCAGGGAAGUAGGUAUCCGUAACUAUACCUGCAGCACAGGGGAGUGUACCACCAGUUUCUUCUUCUGCGAUGAUCUAAAUGCAGUGGGAUGUAGUAACUGGGAGGACGAGCAAGGCUGUGUGUCAACCACAUGCAUGGACACGAUGCAAGAAUACGGCACAUACAAGCAGAUCAGCAUCGCACAAUACUGUGAUGGCAAAGAAGACUGCAGGACAGGCGCAGACGAGAGACCAAGGAAAUGUGGUAAAAAAUCUCUGUUUUACACAAAGUGCCUGCCUAUUUGUUAG
Messenger RNA from Branchiostoma floridae (Florida lancelet), 1422 nucleotides. RefSeq names its product LDL receptor repeat-containing protein egg-1-like. The record is from RefSeq and is a predicted model, not a curated record. Lineage: Eukaryota; Metazoa; Chordata; Leptocardii; Amphioxiformes; Branchiostomatidae. Bases 1 to 1422 code for a protein of 473 amino acids. The transcript has 10 exons. Gene Ontology annotation, molecular function: protein binding. Gene Ontology annotation, cellular component: plasma membrane.